Molecule: messenger RNA, 2875 nt
Organism: Notodromas monacha
Lineage: Eukaryota; Metazoa; Arthropoda; Ostracoda; Podocopida; Cyprididae
Source: the annotation of a GenBank genome assembly
GCAGACAUCAUGUUUUUGAUGGAAAACAUGAGCAUGAAAAUUGUUUCGUGAAGAAUUACUCUUAUUUAUCAGCAUCAUUUGCUCCUACCCGAGCGUCGACGUCACCUGAAGAGCGCUUUCACAAUAUUCGAAGAUGGAAAUGAAUAUCGCGGACAUUCGUUGCUCUGAUGAGCUUAUACCAAUUUUAAGUGCGACGAUUUCUUCAGAUCAAAGUGAAGUUUGUAAAGCGACCAUGUACCUCGAGGAAGCCGCAAAAUCGAAUAUCCUCAAGUUCAUGCGGCUUCUUGCCGAAGUUCUGAUGAGUCCCGGGAAUACUGCUGUCGCCCGCAUGGCUGCCGGAUUAUUCUUAAAGAAUCAACUUACUGCAAAAAGCGACUGUUUGAAGGAGUCAUACAGGCAACGCUGGCUUUGCUUCCCUCCUGCGGAUCGUCAAUACAUCCGUUCAAAUAUACUAUCAUCUCUCGGAACGGAACUUAUGCGACCUUCCACAGCAGCUCAAUGUCUAGCCUAUAUUGCUGUGGCUGAAAUUCCCCAUGGACUAUGGCCGGAUCUUAUUUCGACGCUUGCUCACAAUUUCAACGCAAAUUCUAGCACCGAUCUGGUCAAAGAAGCUACCUUAGAAGCCAUAGGGUAUAUUUGCCAAGAAAUGGAGGGCCAUGUUUUACGUCAGAAAGUCGACUACCCAGAUCAGAUUUUGAGCAUGAUCGUGCACGGCAUGCGUAUGAACCAAAAUGAUCACGUCAGGCAGGCUGCGUGUAAUGCCAUGUUGAAUUCUCUGGAAUUCACUCGAAAGAAUUUUGAAUGUAUGAAUGAACGGAAUGAAAUCAUGAAAGUUGUGUGCGAGGCAACGCAAAGCAAAAGCACGAAAAUUCAAGUGAUUGGUUUGCAGUGCUUGGUGAAAAUCAUGUCGCUUUAUUAUCAGUACAUGGAGGAAUAUAUGGGUCCUGCUUUGUUCCCGAUUACACUGAAUGCGUUGAAGAGUGAUAUUGACGAAGUCGUCUUGCAAGGCAUUGAAUUUUGGUCCAACGUUUGUGAUGAAGAAGUAGAUUUGGCAAUUGAAGCAAAUGAGUUCGACGGAACAGGCAGACCUCCUUUGAACACGUCUAGGUUUUAUGCAAAAGGUGCACUGAACCACGUGUUGCCUGUUCUGUUGCCUAUUCUUACUCGUCAGGAAGAAGGCGAUGGUGACGAUGAUUGGAAUCCCUGUAAAGCCACUGGAGUGUGCUUAUCACUCUUCGCGCAUUGUUGCGAAGACGACAUUGUGGACGCCGUAUUGCCGUUCAUAACGGAAAAUAUUCGUAGUCCAGAUUGGCGAUUCCGAGACGCAGCUGUUAUGGCGUUCGGAUCAAUCAUUGAUGGCCCUGAUACCGACAAGCUUCGACCAUUGGUUGAAAAUGCGAUGCCGGUCCUACUUCAGUUGCUUUCAGACUCGAACGUUGUUGUCAAGGAUACCACUGCUUGGGCAAUAGGAAGAAUAUGUGAACUUUUACCGAGUGUAGCACUAGCCACGAAUCAUCUUCAGGUUUUACUGGAAGUUAUGAUCGCAAAUUUGUUCGCCGAACCGCGAGUGGCCAGCAAUAUUUGUUGGGCGUUAUCCAGCUUGAAUGAAGCCGCUUACGACGACUGUGAAAGCAAGGACGUUCCGGAAACGUACGCACUCAGUAGAUAUUAUGAAGGUAUCUUGCAUAAACUAAUCGAAGUUACUGAUCGUGUGGAUGGGGGUGAGCAUGGGUUAAGAGGAGCUGCGUACGAGGCAAUCAUGGAGCUUGUGAGAAACUCAGCGGAUGAUUGUUACCCGACUGUGCAACAAACGACGAUCGUCAUAUUGAAUAGGCUUCAGGCUUCCAUUGGAAUUGAAUCGGGUUCAUCUACACUGGGUGACCGCCAGGAAAUCCUGAAUAUCCAGGCUUUGCUUUGUGCCUCACUCCAGAUAAUUCUUCGGAAACUGAAGAAGGAUGACUUGCGACAAAUAGCAGAUGCCACGAUGGCGGCGCUACUACAAAUGUUUUCUUCCACCGUGAAUUUGCCGUUCAACACAGAAGAUCCCAAAGUUAGCGGAUCGAUACGGGAAGAUGCGUUAUUGGCUGUUUCCGUGAUCGUCGAAGGGUUAGGCGAAGAUUUCUUGAAGUAUAUGGAUUUAUUCAAGCCGUUCUUGAUGGUAGCAUUAACAAACGUAGCCGAAGUGAGCGUGGUGAGUUCAGGCCUCGGAGCAGUGGGGGACAUUUUCAGGUACCUGAGCAAUAAGGCCUCUCCGUAUGCGGAUGAUUUAAUGCAAGCUCUACUGAGAAUACUGGGGGAUCCAAAUGCAAAUCGAGAUUUGAAGCCGCCGAUUUUCAGCGUUUUCGGCGACGUUGCGCUUGCGAUGGGAACGGAUUUUGAUAAAUAUCUGGACCUUGUGAUUUCAGCUACUCAUCAAGCUUCCGUCAUGAAAUUCGAAGGAAGUGAUUUUGAUGUGACUGAUUACGAGAACGAACUGAGGCAGGCAUGUUGCGAAGCAUAUGCGGGCAUUGUGCAAGGUUACAAGGGGAACGAAUCGAAUGGAAAUCGAACCCCUGGCGAAAAUCCUCUUGCUCGAUUGAAACCACAUCUGCAACAUAUAAUAGACUUCAUUUUCCUCGUCGGUGCUGACGACGAAGCUUCGGAUGGAUGCAUUCAUGCUGCCGUAGGACUACUAGGUGAUUUAACGGUAGCGUUUGGGAUCGAGCUACCGAUUUUAGACAAAUUCGAGGCUGUGCAAGAUUUACUCGCUCGUGGGAAGAAAUCAAAAACAACUCGGACCCGACAGAUGACGGCAUGGACAACGAAGGAGAUAAAGAAACUGAAAGCCGCUUUAUCCCAAGCUAUAGCCCAGCAUCAGCAGGCACCCCAAAAGUGA